AUGCUAGUGAAAGAUCGUGUUGAAUUCGUAAUGCCUGACAUUCAACUCAACUCUAAAAUCUUCAAUCCAAAUAAAAAGAAAUCGAAAGUCGAAGAAUCUAACUAGCUGAGAGACCUUAAGUAUCAAUACUUUUAAAAGCAUGAAGAUGCAAGGAAAGCAUACAGGGCGUAACGUCAGUUUUCAUCAAAGGACACCUAAAUUAAGUUCUCAAAGUAUAGAGACUCUGCCUCAUUUCUGCUGCUUUACCGCAAGGCACUGGGUCAUACUCCUGGUCAAGUAAUGAGUCCAUAACAUGUUCAUAAUCUAAUAACCAACAAAAUAGAAAGUAAUCAAUAGAGCACAACUGACAAUGAAAAGGCAAAAGAUAAAGUUAUGACUAUUGAAGACUUGAUAGGUGAAUUUACCAAAGAAAAUGAAGAUUAGAUGCGUCAGUUUAUCGUAGAUAGAAGUCUUGUCAAACUUUAAUCAAAUUAUAGCUAGCCUAACUAAGGUAUCUCACAAGCAAUUGACAAAACUUUCUCAAGGGUUGAGACAGAAAAAAAUCCAAAGAAAUCUGAGGAGAUUAAGAAUAAAAUAAGAAAAAGACUUCAAUCAGCAAAUCUAUUGCAGAGGAAAAAAUCAAAGUCAGCUUCAAUGAAAUCAAACACAGCGGUAUAUACUUAACUAGAAGGAACUAGAAUCCAAGAUUUUGAGGCAAAGUUAAAGCAAGCAAUUAUAGAUAGGUUGGAUGAUAAGGAGAAGUUCCUCAAUUUCUGUGAUAUUAAUAACCUAGUAAUGUGUCUUAAAGAAAGUAAAAUGUCUAUUGAGAAUGAACUUGAUGAUCUUAAAUAGAUCAAACAAGAAAUACACUAACUUAACUCAGUCAGUAAGAUUGAUGCUACGAAAGUAGAUAAGAAGAUAAGCCAAAUCAAGUUCAGACUAAAAAAACUCAAAUUAAUUAAUGAUGAAUAAAUGAUUGACAUUGAUUUCGAAAACGAAAAUGGCAAAGAUCAACCCAGUAACAAUAGCUUUCUCUUAAAAUAAAAUAGCAAGAAUCCGAAUUUUAAUCUUAAUUUUACCAAAAGCUAGUAAGACCCUAAUAAGUUAGCAUAGCAAAAAGCUUAUCGAGAAAGGUUAAAGUCUGCUAGCAUUAAUAAAAAGCCAUAAAAUACAAUUCUAAAACAGAGAUUGACUAAUAAAAAUUUAUCUAUAAAGGAAUAGCUAGAAUUUGAGGGAAUUAAAGAAGAAGAUUUAAAUAUUAGAGAGGAGUUUAAGUAACUUCGAGGAACUCAUGGGAUUAAAAAAAGUAUUCUAGAGUAAGAUCUAGAUUAAGAUCUUGAAUUGUAUCAGCAGAAAACAUUAUUUAAGAAAAUUCCUAAAGAAAUUGACACACAUGCCUACUUUAUUAAGAAUAGCACAAGAUGUGGGGCUGCAUCUCAGAAGAAGAGGAGAUCAACUUCUAAUAUGCUUUACUAUGAGGAUAAAGAUAAUAGUAGUAGUUUAAUUUCAAUACCUGACAGUCCCUUGUAUUCUGAUAUGCACUAUCAGAAAAUGGAGUUUAUUAAAUCCUUAAAAGAAAAAUAAGAUAAAUAAAGGUAAUUAAGAAAACUUAGAGAAAGCUAGGAUGCUCAGAAUAACUUAUAGCUGCAGCAGCAUUAAUCAUAAUAGAAUCAAUAAAGUUCUCAAGCAGAGGGAUUUCAGCGUAAAUCUAGCCUUGGAAAUUCAAGUAUGGUUGGUUUUAAUCUCUAAAGAGUUAAAAAUAGACCAUAAAGUAGUGUUAGUAAUUAUGCCAGAGCGACAAAAACACCUUUGACAGCAUAGAGAUUCUACAUGAACUAAUAAGCCUUGAGGUAGUAAAAGACAGACUUAAUAAAUAAAUCUUACGAUUAUGCUAAAAAGGAGCAGCAAAUGCUGUGUGGUAAAACAAUGAAUACAGGAAGCAUGAAAUCAUUCUAGACUAGGGAGACUCCAUACUCGCAUGUACAUAGAACUAAUACCUAGACUUACUCAAAGUAGAUGAAGGUAAGCAGAGAUUAGGAAGACAGUGUUGCAUCCUAUCAAAGCUAUUUAGAUCGUAAAGAGACUAACAAGAUGGAAGACACUAUUACUAUAAGUCCUUACUCAAUAGGGAUAAGAACUGUAAAAACAGCUCAAUCAAAAUACAAUAACUGA
This is a messenger RNA of Stylonychia lemnae, 2151 nucleotides long. NCBI's taxonomy places the organism in Eukaryota, Ciliophora, Spirotrichea, Sporadotrichida, Oxytrichidae. The record is from the annotation of a GenBank genome assembly.